CGGUGCAUCAAGUCUCAGACCAACAGACUCAUAAAAAGCUUCUAUCCCUUGGUCAUAAGACUGUGAAACGGCUAACCACUACUGCCCCCCCUUAUACUUACGCUGCUACUAAAAUUAUUAUUGAUUCGAUUUAUUACUACCACCACGUUGCUGUUCAUUUAUUAUUGAUUGCCAUUAUCAUAGGUAUUUAUCUAUUUAUCCUGCUACUGGUCACUAUUGCUCCCGUUUACAUGUAUAUAUUACCAUUAGUACAUAGCAAAAAGUAUUUCUAUAUUCCUGCUACAGUCACUUUUCAUCCCUGGUUACAUGUGCUGUAUAUCCGCCUAUCAUGCCUACACUGACACUCUUGCAUACACACACUCACACACGCACCACUACACACACACCCACCCACCUCCUAUGCUGCUGCCAUACUAUUAUAAUUAUUAUUAUUUAUCCUGCUACCAGUCACUUUUCCUAAUCCCUGCCUACAUGUACAUAUCUACCUCAAAUACUCAAGUAUCCCUGCACAUUGUAAAUUUACCCUGUACAGUAUAUAAAGUUGAUGACAGACGUUUACAUACACACUAGCCAAAUAUAUUUAAACUCAGUUUUCACAAUUCCUGACAUUUAAUCCUAGUAAAUAUACCCUAGGAAUAUACCCUUAGGUCAGUUAGGAUCACCACUUUAUUUAAAGAAUGUAAAAUGUCAGAAUAACAGUAGAGAGAAUGAAUUAUUUCAGCUUUUAUUUCUUUCAUCACAUUCCCAGUGCGUCAAAAGUUUACAUACACUCAAUUAGUAUUUGGUAUCAUUGCCUUUAAAUUGUUUAACUUGCGUCAAACGUUUUUGGGUAGCCUUCCACAAGCUUCCCACAAUUCCACAAGCUUCCCACAAAUUGGGUGAAUUUUGGCCCAUUCCUCCUGACAGAGCUGGUGGGCGGUAUGAUGGCUAGGUGUUCCCAUGGUGUUUAUACUUGCAUACUAUUGUUUGUACGGAUGAACGUGGUUCUUUCAGGUGUUUAGAAAUUGCUCCCAAGGAUGAAUCAGACUUGUGGAGGUCUACAAUGUUUUUUUCUGAGGUCUUGGCUGAUUUUUUUUAGAUUUUCCCAUGAUGCCAAGCAAAGAGGCACUGAGUUUGAAGGUAGGCCUUGAAAUACAUCCACAGGUACACCUCCAAUUGACUCAAAUGAUGUCAAUUAGCCUAUCAGAAGCUUCUGAAGCCAUGACAUUUUCUGGAAUUUUCCAAGCUGUUUAAAGGCACAGUCAACUUAGUGUAUUUAAACUUCUGUCCCACUGAAACUGUGAUACAGUGAAUUAUACGUGAAAUAAUCUGCCUGUAAACAAUUGUUGGAAAAAUUACUUGUGUCUUGCACAAUGUAGAUGUCCUAACCGACUUGGCAAAACUAUAGUUUGUUAACAAGAAAUUUGUGGAGUGGUUGAAUAGCAAGUUUUAAUGACUCCAAAGUCCUACUUCAACUGUAGCUUCCUUUCGUAUUUCUCGUGUUUGUUAUUUUUGUGUUUUUGUUAUUAUUAUUAUUAUAUUGAAUACUGCACUGUUGGGUAAGGCUCACAAGUUUAUCAUUUCACUGUACUUGUUCAUAUGAAUCUUCUAAAUCUUCAAACUUGAAAUAGAGAGAGGCGGGUCGUUGAGUUGGCACUCUGCCCAGUCGUCAUACCGUUUGUGUUCCAUGGAACUCCACCAUGAACCCCCCACUUAAACUCUGCAUAAAGAGUGCACAAACUAUUCAGACUCAAACAAACCGACGAACACAACUCCUGACGUAUCUGAGGAGAGGAGAGAAGAGGAAAGGAGAGGAGAAAACAGAAGAGGGACUUUUUAUGAAGACAUAGUUUAUAUUAUCUGGGGUGUCUUGACUGGACAUACUCAGAAGACUCCAGAUGUGUGUAGUUAGAGUCUUCUAACAUUAAUCUACCAGUACUGUAGUAUCUGAUAACAACACAGCAAAGGUCGACGGACAGACACUAUUUGUCCCACGAACGAUGUUCAACAGAAUGCAGGAGCAUGCUCUGACAGAAUGACAACUCCGUGGCUUGAAACGUCCCACUCGCUCGACUACACCCUUCCACCAGUGAUCAUUCACCUUGGUAACCACACGACGACAGCAUUGAAUAGCAACCAGUCCUGUAGUGGUGAUGACGAGAUCUUUAAGUACCGAGCCUACACUGUCACCUACCUACUGGUGUUCCCUAUGGCGUUUCUUAGCAACAUUGGAGCGCUGUUUGUGUUCCUGCGACUGAUGCCCAAACGGUCUGCGUCCUCUGUCCUCAUGACCAAUCUCGCCCUAUCAGAUGCAUGCUUCUCCCUCACCCUGCCGCUGCGUUUGGCCUACUACUUCAGAGGCGCUCGCUGGGACCUCCCUGAUUGGCUGUGCCGACUGUGUGUGUUUUGCUUCUAUCUCAACCUCUACACCAGCGUUCUCUUCCUUACUGGACUGAGCGUGCUCCGUUGGCUGGCCGUGCUGAAGCCUCUCCGUCAUCGAGCCUUGGCCACGCCCCUUCGUGCCUUAUUGGCUUGCUUGGGCAUUUGGCUGUUUGUGGGCGGCGCUUCAGUCCCAUUCCUGUUUUCGGGGACCAGGGUGAGGGCGGGACUAACACGCUGCUUCGAGCCACGUAACCCUGCCUCCUGGAAGAUGAUCUUCAUUCUCAACUACGUGGGCAUGACAUUCGGCUUCCUGAUCCCGUUCCUCACCAUCCUCGGUUGCUACGGCUGCAUCAUCCACCGACUGACAGCUACAGUCUCGUCAGCAUUAGGGUUGACUGGCAGCCUGAACAGGAACAAGAUACGUAACCAGGGGAGACGUCGGCGCCGGCGCCGGUCUCUGCGUCUGGUCGCCAUGGUGAUCUGCACAUUCCUACUGUGCUUUCUGCCCUAUCACGUGGCUCGCUCACUGCACCUGCACGCGGUGGUGGGCAGGUGGGGCUGUGUUGCUACGGCGACACUGCAGCGGGUGUUGGUGGUGACACUGUGUCUAGCGGCGGCCAACAGUGCGGUUAACCCUCUGUUGUACUACUACUCCGGGGAGUCCUUUAGAGCGGUCAUACGCAGCGCAUCGUCACGACGACGGUCCUUCUCCUCCUCCUUCACUCAGGGCAGCCUGCUGCUCUCUCGCAGAAAGAAGACCACAAUGCCUACAACAGCAACAAUGCGAGACUCACCCCUCGCUCCACCCCUAACCCUUCCUGGGUCCCUACCAGACACACCCCUCGCUCCACCCCUAACCCUUCCUAGGUCCCUACCAGAAACACCCCUCGCUCCACCCCUAACCCUUCCUGGGUCGCUACCAGACACAAAACUCGCUCCACCCCUAACCCUUCCUGGGUUGCUACCAGACACAAACCUCGCUCCACCCUAACCCUUCCUGGGUCACUACCAGACACAACCAUCGCUCCACCCCUAACCCUUCCUGGGUCCCUACCAGACACACAAAGCCGUUUGGAAGACAGUCUAUAAUGGGUUCAAAACCUAUUUGCCCUAUACCCCACCUCUACUUACAGACACUGAGACCUGAACACCUAGCUACAUUCUCCAGAAUCAGAGACACUUUGCUGCACAUGUAAAAUGGAGCCCUGAGGCCUGAACCAGAACCACACACACACACACCCACACGGAGACACUAACCUUUAGGUUUCCGAGGUCCUUUGUGGGUGUGCUCUCUGUUAUUUCCAUUCCCUCUGCCCGGCCGGCAGCAACAGGUGACGGGCCUACUUUUGUUUGAUUGUUUAUUAUCCCAGUGUUAAUCAUUACACUCUUCAUAGAUGUAUCAUAUAGGUCGAAAACAGUUUGCACAAGUCCCACAGGCUCACAUUUGUAGGUUAAAUUUAAUAAUAUCUUCAGUUGAUCAUAGUGACUGACAAUUGUUGCCUACAUAAUACAUAUUUAGUUUUUUCCUUGACAUUGAAGUAACGGAUAACUAUAUUUGAUGCAAGAGCUUCGAAUACCAUAUGCGUCUCACAAAAGACCUCAUCCAAUAUCAGGAGGCUCUUGUCCAGUUUGACAUUGCAUAUAAAGUUAGCAGGACCAUUGGAGACCAGCCAGACCUCAUGCAGAGAUUUGAUAAAGACUGUUGGCUGAAGCCAGAGUCUGGAAAGCACUCAAUCUCAAGGACAUCGGAGGAUAUCAACCAUAUAGUAAGUGUGCUUCUUGAUCAGGUGUAUACCUGAUCACGUUUACUUUGACACCUGUCAUGUUUUACCAAAGCUUCCAGAACAUCCAAAUAAACCUGUUGCGCAAAUUGGACUAUGAGAAACUAGUGUUGUGGAUCAGCAACCCCAAACUGAAAUCACACUGUGAGAAGAACAAACUGUCUGCUCAUUUGGCACGCAGACAGAGAUCCCAAAGUUUACAGUUGAUUUCAGCUGUAGUGCUGAGACCCUAGAAUAUAAAUUGUUAUCUUAAAUGCCACAGUUAGAGAAGUGAUGUAAAAAAAUGGGAAAGAAUAAGUAGUACUGAAACCAAUGACAAUGUAGACUCACAAAAUGUAUAUUUAUUUUUAUAAUGUUCAGUGGCGUGUAUUCAUGGUUGCCAAGGGAAGCCAGGCUGCCCACAAAAAAAUUACCAAAAAAUAAAUUAUUAAUUUAU
Molecule: messenger RNA, 4578 nt
Organism: Oncorhynchus masou masou (cherry salmon)
Lineage: Eukaryota; Metazoa; Chordata; Actinopteri; Salmoniformes; Salmonidae
Product: cysteinyl leukotriene receptor 2-like
Exons: 3
Coding region: 2015-3352 (445 amino acids)
Biological process (GO): G protein-coupled receptor signaling pathway
Cellular component (GO): plasma membrane
Molecular function (GO): G protein-coupled receptor activity
Source: RefSeq, a predicted model, not a curated record